This is a messenger RNA of Microstroma glucosiphilum, 1895 nucleotides long. RefSeq lists its product as hypothetical. The transcript has 7 exons. Gene Ontology annotation, molecular function: protein binding. Bases 86 to 1588 code for a protein of 500 amino acids. Gene Ontology annotation, cellular component: COP9 signalosome. Gene Ontology annotation, biological process: ubiquitin-dependent protein catabolic process. The record is from RefSeq and is a predicted model, not a curated record. NCBI's taxonomy places the organism in Eukaryota, Fungi, Basidiomycota, Exobasidiomycetes, Microstromatales, Microstromataceae.
UGAGCUCAGGAUACUGUAAGAAGGUCCUCCUGCUGAUAGAUCCACCCACGACCCAUCACCCUUGCCUUGCUCACCUCUACCCACGAUGUCGUCCAGUGGCUCAAGCUCGCUGCCACGAAUGAGCAACAUCGACGACGUCCUCGCCGUAGCCAUCGAGUGCGGCAGCGACCUGGCAAAGGUGGCCCAGUAUCUCCUCCCUGCCCUCAUCAAGCUCUGCAACAGUCACCAUGGCAAAGGUCAGGACGUACUCCUUCAAGCCGCCCAGGGCAAUCGUGAUCCAUUGACCAUCGUUGAUGCCCAGGAGCACAGCCUCGCCUACGUCUACAUCCUUGCAACCCGAGCCAACGACAGUCUCGAAGACGCUACCGCCUGGCGUGACCUCGUACCCUACAUCGACGUCUUCGUCUCCCACUUCCGAGCCCAGCAGCUUCACCUCGAAAACCCAAAGGUACACGACCUGGCCGUAGCCAUCACUGCCAUUGCAGCAAAGAAGGGCGUGGACCCAAAGUGGGGCGCAGAGACUCUGAACGCGCUCCUCUAUAGAUUCACUAGCCCCAUCCCUGGGCAGCUCACCACGCUGCACACCAUACUCGCUACUUAUCUCAUGGGCAUCGAUCAGCCAGGCUUUGCUCAUCAAUGGGUCUUGAGCCGACCACUGACGGACGCUAGCAGGCGAUACAGUCCAAUCAGAGCUACCGAUGUAAUCGAGUACUUCUAUGCUGGAGGCUGCGCCUACCUUCAAUUGGGCGAUUGGGACCGUGCGGAGAGCUUCUUCGAGCAGUGUAUCACCGUGCCUGCGCACUCGGCCCACGAUCGACAGGUGCUGGCAAACAAAAAGCUCAUUCUUGCACAGCUGCUCAGAGACGGCAAGAUCAAAGCUCUGCCUAGCUACGUUUCCCCACCAGUCGCUAGGAACCUCAGACGCUUCAUGCAGCCCUACACUGCUUUUGCAGACACGUACGCCUCAAAAGACCGUGGCAUCACUCAAUCCAGCCUCGAGGAGGUGGCUUCAAUUCAUGCUUCCGUCUUCGACACCGAUGGAGUCGUACCGCUGAUCACGAUACUCAUUCAGCGUCACCCACUGAGGAGGAUUCAGAGGCUAGGCAACUCCUUUACCAAGUUGAGCAUCAGGGAUGUUGUUGCAGUGCUUGCCCUUGUAGGCGCACAGGAGGCAGUGAGCGAUGCAGAACAAAGGGUUCUUGCACUCCUCCAACAGCUUAUCGCAAAUGGCGAGCUGCAAGCUACCCUGACUCCUCACGACCCCUCGCCCAUCUUGACCUUCAACCCAAGCACCGCUGUCCUCCCUGCCUCCGGAGGCGGAGCCGCAGCAGCAGCAAAGCCCUUUGCCUCUCUCGAGAGCAUCGCCACCCUCUCACAGCAAAUGCAUCUCCUGCAGCAGUGGAAUACCAGACUAGAUGCAAAGGAGAGGGAGAUUGCACGCAGCGCAAAGUAUGUUCAGAAGCAGCAGAGCGCAAUCAAUGCUGUCGGAGCCGGGAGGAUGGGAGGACCUGGAGGCCAGGGAGGACCUGCUGGAUGGGCAGGAGGGAUGAUGUUCGAUGACGAUGUCAACGAAGACGUCUUCGCCUAAUCACUCCAAACCAUGUCAUCAAGUCGAGCACGGCACAGCUUGUGAUCAUUCGGGACAAGAAGCAAGCAAAAGAAUCGAGCCUCGUUACGUGAUUGAAGUGACAUUGAUUGGAGCAGCGGGAUAUAGAUGACUUGAUCAAAAGGGACUGAGAUAACAAAGUGAAGAAAGAGAGAGAGGCAAAAUGCCACUUCUAUCCCCCCUUCCGCGGGGUGGCUUGUACUAUAGAAGAAAGCGAAGUCUAGAUCAUGAUCUUGCGUCGAAUUGAAACAAAGUGAAGCGAAGCAAGUCGAAUCGCCAAUGGAAUAUC